This is a messenger RNA of Juglans microcarpa x Juglans regia, 961 nucleotides long. RefSeq lists its product as uncharacterized. The coding region runs from base 362 to 778 and encodes 138 amino acids. The transcript has 2 exons. NCBI's taxonomy places the organism in Eukaryota, Viridiplantae, Streptophyta, Magnoliopsida, Fagales, Juglandaceae. The record is from RefSeq and is a predicted model, not a curated record.
UGUAGAUCCAUAGUUAGCCUUCCAUAGCAUUAAUUAUAUGAAACUGCUCAAUCUCAAAACGACAUGUGGGAUUGGAUUCAUCAAGAGGAACCAAAUUUGUCUCGGACAGCCACAGGUUUACCAUCUAGAACUAAAAGAUUGUGGUGUGGGAUCUUUGUAAAGUCCACGUCCGGUCCAACUCCCAUUUCAUUUGGAUUCAACCCAUUCGAGGAUCUGCUGGAUCAAAAUCCAUUAACUGCCAGCGCAAGUUACCGACAACUAACUACCCUGCUAAACUUUUGUGCGUGCCACGCCGUAAGAUUUUAAAAGAAAAAAAGGAGUAACAAAAAGCCCAAAGAUUUUGCUCUUGAGAGUGAGAGCCAUGGCUGCGGCUCUUUCCCAUUCACAGGCUCGCUUUCUAUUAUUCUUCCAUCAAAAUCCACCGAUUGCUCCUCAAACCCUGAGAUUACAGACGUCGGAGACUCAGAAGAGCACAUAUUCGCCGCCGAGAUUCCGGCCAGUCCGAUGCUCAGCGAAACCGAACGAGAAAAUUACCCUCAGAACUUGCAAGAAUUGCAAGACCCAAUUCGACCCGGCCCUCAAUCACCCUCGCGCUUGCCGCUUCCACACCGCUCACUUUGGUGGAGAAACAAAGAGGAAGUUUGAAAGUGUGUACACAGGAGGUACCAUGGAUACUCCCAACUCCGGCAAAGUUGUUCAAUACUGGCAUUGUUGUGGGUCUGAAGAUCCCUUUGACCCUGGAUGCACUGCAUCUCCUCAUUCCUCCUAUGAUGACUGAUGAAGUUAAUUAACAUCUGGUUCACUUCUUUUACCCAAGAUUCUGGACUCGUUCCUAUCUUCUAUGAUAUGUUUGUCAUACAUAUUGUUCAUGUGUAUUUUCUUUCCCUUCUCAAUUGAUAUAUGUAGCAACUAAUACAUAUUGGUUUUAACCCCAAAACUAAAUGCAAUAUGUUGGGGACCA